AUGAACUGGCCAGUUUUCUACACUGUCCUGGUAGGGGUGAACAAGCACUCGACGGGCAUCGGGCGGAUCUGGCUGUCUGUUCUCUUCAUUUUCCGGAUCAUGGUGCUGGUCGUGGCCGCAGAGAGCGUCUGGGGCGAUGAAAAGACCGGCUUCACGUGCAACACUCAGCAGCCGGGUUGCAACAGUGUCUGCUACGAUCAGUUCUUCCCAAUCUCCCACAUCAGGCUUUGGGCCCUGCAGCUGAUAUUGGUCUCCACUCCCGCCCUACUAGUGGCCAUGCACGUUGCCCACAAGCACCAUGUGGAAAAAAAGAUCUUCCGGGUCAAGCAGCUGGCUGGAGAAGUUGGGGACAUGGACAUUGAGAAAGUGACUAAGCGCAGAAUGCACAUCACUGGGUCUCUCUGGUGGACCUACGUCAUCAGUAUCAUCUUCAGGGUGAUUUUCGAAGUCGCCUUCUUGUACAUCUUCUAUCUAAUCUACCCGGGCUUCAGGAUGAUCCGCUUGGUCAAGUGCGACGCCUUCCCUUGCCCCAAUACGGUGGACUGUUUUGUGUCCAGACCCACCGAAAAGACCAUCUUCACCAUCUUCAUGCUGGCGGUGUCGGGCGUUUGCGUGCUUCUGAAUAUAGCAGAGGUGGGCUACUUGAUCAUCAAGGCUUCAUCCAGGCACCGAAACAGCACCUCCAGGUGAGGCGAACCUCCAACCUCGUUCGUCACUCAGUAUUCUCAGUGUUACCUCAUCUACAUCAGUGAAGCCAAGCUCAGACUAAGCCAACCGUUUAGUAGUGUAAUUGUGCUCAGUCUGCAUUAGCCACCUUCGGCUCCCAGUUGCCAUUUCAACUCCCUUUCCUGUUUGUAUUCUGACCUGUUUACCCUUGGCCUUCUCCACAGCCUGAGUAGGGCCACACAUAAACCAGAAGAAUAACACCUCCUAUUCCAUCGAGGUAGUUUCGCAACCCUUAAGCCACAACCCCUUUCCAAUCCCACUCCACAAAAAUCAAUUACCAACUUUUGUUCCUCUCCCCUGCCAGAUUCCAUGUGCCUGUCUUCGCCAAACUUUACCUACUGUGUCUCCUUUCCCCUCCCCCAGCUGGUUCUAUCUGCCCAUCAUCCCUCCCUUCUCUGGUUUCACAUAUCACCUUCCUUACUUAUCAGAUCCCAGCAGCAGCAGCCUUUCGUCUCUACCUCCACCAA
Messenger RNA from Mobula hypostoma (lesser devil ray), 1193 nucleotides. RefSeq names its product gap junction protein beta 1a (gene gjb1a). The record is from RefSeq and is a predicted model, not a curated record. Lineage: Eukaryota; Metazoa; Chordata; Chondrichthyes; Myliobatiformes; Myliobatidae. The transcript has 2 exons. Gene Ontology annotation, molecular function: gap junction channel activity. The coding region runs from base 1 to 690 and encodes 229 amino acids. Gene Ontology annotation, biological process: cell-cell signaling. Gene Ontology annotation, cellular component: connexin complex.